AUGCUUCGAGUAUAUUGGCUGUUUAUGAUACCGUUAUUGGCGCUUGAUCCAGUGAAAGCGAUUUGCUGGGCGAUGCAAUUUCGUGAAAUGCAUCGAAAUUGUUCGAACUUCAUCACUCAAGUAACUCAAACCGAAAUCAAUGAUAUGAUGAGCAAUAAUCCAGCAGAAGAUAUAUGUGCUGAGUGGACUAGGUUACAACUUGAAAUGGAAUGUUGUGCUCCUAAUAGUAUUCUUCAUUUCUGUAACUAUACAGAAAGUGAUUCGGUAAAUGCGAUAGAUAUGAGGGAAUUUGCAACGCUGUGUUUAAGACAAGAAAUGUAUACGUGCAUUAAUCCAUUGCUGAGAUGGUUUCAUCGUCAGACCGAUUUGCUGGCGAUUAUCGCAUGCUUCGUCCUAUUUCCUUUGAAAGUGAUCGUCGUACUUGUCCUCAGGCAAGAUAUUCAAGAGUUAUUCGGCGAAAUUGUCUACGUUGGUAAUCGACAAUUGUACAGGCAUUGGGCCGCUGUGGAUCCAACGGAUGAAGAUAGCUCAGGCGGUGAUCUGAACUCAGCGCUACAAUACAGUAUGGACACAAUCACGAGUACUACAUCGCUGAUGAAACCUCGACGUGUAUUUGGUGCCUAA
Molecule: messenger RNA, 624 nt
Organism: Anisakis simplex (herring worm)
Lineage: Eukaryota; Metazoa; Nematoda; Chromadorea; Rhabditida; Anisakidae
Source: the annotation of a GenBank genome assembly